Molecule: messenger RNA, 8296 nt
Organism: Cyprinus carpio (common carp)
Lineage: Eukaryota; Metazoa; Chordata; Actinopteri; Cypriniformes; Cyprinidae
Gene: unc79
Product: protein unc-79 homolog
Exons: 51
Coding region: 111-8075 (2654 amino acids)
Molecular function (GO): protein binding
Source: RefSeq, a predicted model, not a curated record
ACGCGUCCGCUCGCUCCUGCGCUCGUUCAGCUCGCCCGCUCCGCUCCGUUCUGCCGCUCGAGCCGCUGACAUCUUCACGCUUGCUUUAUGAAUCAAGGAGACUUUCUAACAUGUCUACGAAGGCAGAACAAUUUGGCUCUAAGAUUCGAUACUUGCAAGAGUAUCACAACCGUGUGCUUCACAAUAUUUACCCAGUGCCAUCGGGAACAGACAUUGCAAACACUCUGAAAUACUUUUCCCAGACCCUGCUCAGCAUCCUGUCCCGUACAGGCAGAAAGGAGAGCCAGGAAGCUUCCAAUUUGGCCGUGCCCAUGACCAUGUGUCUUUUUCCUGUGCCAUUCCCACUCACCCCAUCUCUAAGACCACAAGUCAGUUCCAUCAACCCUACAGUUACUCGAUCCCUCCUUUACAGCGUUCUGCGGGACGCCCCGGCCGACCGGGGUGGUGGCACCCAGCAGAGUCGGGAGGUUCAGAUCUCAGAUUACCCCUCACUGGACUAUCAGGGGCUCUAUGCCACCCUCGUCUCCUUGCUUGACCUGGUGCCCCUGCUGCAGCACGGUCAGCACGAUCUGGGACAGGCCAUAUUUUACACCACAACAUGCCUCCUGCCUUUUCUUAGUGAUGAUAUUCUCAGCACUUUACCGUACACCAUGAUCUCCACUUUAGCCACCUUCCCUCCUUUCCUGCACAAAGACAUCAUAGAGUACCUGAGCACGUCCUUCCUGCCCAUGGCCAUAUUGGGUUCGACUCGAAGAGAGGGUGGCGUUCCAGCAUAUGUCAAUCUGUCUGCCUCCUCCAUGCUGAUGGUCGCCAUGCAGUACACUUCGAAUCCAGUGUACCACUGUCAGCUUUUGGAGUGUCUCAUGAAAUACAAGCAGGAAGUAUGGAAGGAUCUUCUGUACGUCAUAUCCUACGGCCCGUCCCAAGUCAAACCUCCAGCUGUUCAAAUGCUCUUCCAUUACUGGCCCAACCUGAAGCCUCCCGGUGCCAUCAGUGAGUACAGAGGCCUGCAGUACACAGCCUGGAACCCCAUUCACUGCCAACACCUCGAGUGUCAGAACUCUAUUAAUAAGCCGGCGGUGAAGAUGUGUAUUGAUCCAACGCUCUCGGUCGCACUGGGUGACAAACCUCCACCGUUAUUCAUCUGUGAGGAGUGCAGCCAGAGGAUCACUGGUGAUCAUGCUGAGUGGCUCGUUGAUGUGCUUUUACCACAAGCUGAAAUUUCUGCUAUAUGUCAGAAGAAGAACUGCAGCUCUCAUGUCAGGCGCGCCGUCGUCACCUGCUUCUCAGCGGGAUGCUGCGGUCGCCAUGGCAACCGGCCCGUGCGCUACUGCAAGCGUUGUCAUGUCAACCACCACAGCACCGAGGUGGGGGCGUCAGCGGAGACGCAUCUGUACCAGACGUCUCCUCCGCCCAUCAACACACGCGAGUGCGGUGCCGAGGAGCUGGUGUGCACCGUGGAGGCGGUGAUCAGUCUGCUGAAAGAGGCAGAAAUCCACGCGGAGCAGCGUGAGUUUGAGCUGAACCGCCGCCGUCAGAUGGGUCUGUCUUCAUCCCAUCAUUCCCUGGACAACCUGGAGUUUGACAACAAAGAGGACGACCAGCACGACCAGAGACUGCUUAGUCAGUUCGGCAUCUGGUUCCUGGUGAGUCUGUGCACACCGAGUGAGAACACACCCACCGAGAGUCUGGCGCGGCUGGUCAGCAUGGUGUUCCAGUGGUUCCACUCCACCGCCUACAUGAUGGACGACGAGGUGGGCAGCCUGGUGGAGAAGCUCAAGCCUCAGUUCGUCACCAAGUGGCUGAAGACGGUGUGUGACGUGCGCUUCGACGUCAUGGUCAUGUGCCUUCUACCCAAACCGGUGGAGUUCGCCAGGGUGGGUGGUUACUGGGAUAAGUCGUGCAGCACGGUGACGCAGCUGAAGGAAGGACUGAACCGCAUCCUGUGUUUGAUCCCCUAUAACGUGAUCAGUCAGCCGCUGUGGGAGUGUUUCAUGCCCGAGUGGCUGGAGGCGAUCCGCACUGAAGUUCCUGACCAUCAGCUCAAGGAGUUUCGUGAGGUCCUCAGUAAGAUGUUUGACAUUGAGUUGUGUCCGCUGCCCUUUUCCAUGGAGGAGAUGUUUGGAUUCAUCAGCUGCAGAUUCAGUGGAUAUCCAGCAUCAGUGCAGGAGCAAGCGCUGCUGUGGCUUCACGUUCUGUCAGAGCUGGACAUCGUGGUUCCUCUGCAGCUGCUCAUCAGCAUGUUCUCUGAUGGUGUGAACUCACUGAAGGAACUGGCCAAUCAGAGAAGAGCUCGAGCCGCAGACCUGUCAGGAAACGCAGGAGUCCGCAGGGUGAGUGUGGUGUCUGACCCCGGCAGGAGAGGGCAGCAUAAUAACCUGAGUCCGUUUCCCAGUCCCUUCCGGAGCCCCUUCCGCAGCCCCCUGCACUGCAGCCCCUUCAAGAACCUCGGCCACGCCGCCGGAAACUGUGCCCUGGACCUGGACUGUGAUGAUGACGACAUGAACCUGGGCUGCUUCAUCCUCAUGUUUGACCUGGUGCUUAAACAGAUGGAGCUGCAGGACGAGGUGCUGGUGCUGGGUCUGGAGAGCAGUCUGGGGCGGGAUGUGGUGGGCAUCAUCAACAGCGUGCUGCAGGCUCCGUGGGGUGGAUCGCACACCUGUCAGAAGGACGAGAAGGCUCUGGAGUGCAGUCUGUGUCAGUCCAGCAUCCUGUGCUACCAGCUGGCCUGCGAUCUGCUGCAGAGACUGACGCCGCGCGAGGAGACUCGACUGGUGGAACCAUCCGAGUGUCUGGAGGAGAGUUUGGUUUUCCCUCAAGCUGAGUUCAGUCUCAAAUCAGAGAAUGGAGCAGAUAAAGCAGACGCUCCGUCAGAAAACCCCGGCAGUCACAAUCCCUCUCCUGAGAUUCCGCCAUUAAAGAAUAGUGCAGACAGGAAGUUCUCGUACCUACAGCUUCCUGUUUCUCUCAAGCUUCUGUACACCAUUCUGCAGGAGAUGAGUAAGUUUGAGGAGCCAGACAUCCUCUUCAACAUGCUCAGCUGUCUGAAAAUGCUGUGUUUGCACGGAGAAUGCCUGUAUCACGCCAGGAAAGAUCACCCACAGUUCCUGGCCUACAUACAGGAGAAGAUGCUCAUUCCCAGCCUGUGGUCCAUGCUGAGGUCAGAGUUCUGUCAGCUGGCGGCUCUGUCCGUGCCGCAGCUCCUGCACGCGCUCGCUCUGUCCCACGGCGCUGAUAUCUUCUGGAGGCUGGUGGACAGCAGCUUCAACAGUCAGGACUGGAAGAUUCGCUUCGAAGCAGUGGAGCGCGUGGCCGUCCUGUGCCGCUUUCUGGACAUGGGCUCGAUCACUAAGAGCCACGUGCUGAAGUAUUCUCUGGCUCACGCUUUCUGCUGCUUCCUGGCCAGCAUUGAGGAUGUGAACCCCGCCGUGGCCACCAGAGCUCGCCUGCUGCUGGACUCCAUCAAACGACCCGCGCUGCAGGGCCUGUGUCUGUGCCUGGACUUCCAGUUUGACACGGUGGUCAGGGACCGUCCCGUCAUCCUGAGCAAACUGCUGCUGCUGCACUCGCUCAGACAGGAGAUCCCCGCUCUGAGCUGGGAGUUCUUCGUCAACCGCUUCGAGACGCUGUCCCUCGAGGCCCAGCUGCACCUCGACUGCAACAAAGAGUUUCCCUUUCCUACAACGAUCACGGCGGUGAGGACUAACGUGGCCAACCUGAGCGAUGCAGCCAUGUGGAAGAUCAGACGUGCUCGCUUCGCCCGCAACCGUCAGAAGAGCGUCCGCUCGCUACGAGAAAGCGUCAAGGGUUCGUCCGGGUCCAAGCGCACUUUCUCCCUCCCGGAGACACUGUGCAACAAACUGCCUCUCAGACUCAUAAGACAAGAGCAGUCUGCACCCACACUGGGAAACAUGCUCGAGAAAGUCCUGACAGGAGAGAGCUCUCCUCCAGAGGACGACUCCGUCAUCAAGGAUCUGCUGCCGGAGGACACGGGGAUAGACCACCAGACCGUCCAUCAGCUCAUCAUGGUGCUCAUGAAGUUCAUGGCCAAAGACAAAAGCAGCGCCGAGGCGGACAUCGGCAGCGCCAAAGCCUUCAACACGGUCAAGCGGCAUCUCUACGUCCUGCUGGGAUACGAUCAGCAGAUGGGAUGCUUCAUGAUCACCCCUCAGAAAAUGCGCUCCUCCACCUGCUUCAACGCCUUCAUCGCAGGAAUCUCUCGGGUGAUGGACUAUAACAUCGGCCUGGGCAAACAGCUGCUGCCGCUGGUGGUGCAGGUGCUGAAGUACUGCACGUGUCCACAGCUGAGGCCUAACUUCCAGGAGCCGCCGCGCUGCUCGCUCUGGGCCCUCAAACCCCACACGAGACAGAUGUGGCUCAAAGCCCUGCUCGUCAUCCUCUACAAGUAUCCAUACAGAGACAUGGACAUGAGUAAAGAGGUGGUGCUCCAUCUGAUCCACAUCACCAUCAACACGCUGAAUGCUCAAUACCACAGCUGCAGGUCGCAUGUGUCCGCAGGCCCGCUGUACAGCGACAACUCCAACAUCAGCCGCUACAGCGAGAAGGAGAAAGAGGAGGACAGUGUAUUUGAUGAGUCAGACAUCCACGAUACUCCAACGGGAGCGAACAGUAAGGAGUCGCAAACCUUCUUUGCCCGUCUGAAGAGGAUUGGUGGCAGCAAGUCGGUCAAGUAUCAGCCAGUGGAGCUUAAUGCUCAGAGAAGUGAGAUCGAGCUGGCCGAAUAUAAGGAGGGCGGCGCGCUGCAGGACACGCUGCUGUACUCGAGCCGAGAGGACAGCAACAGCAAGAAGAAGAGGCUGCAAGCCAUGCACAAGCAGAAGUCUCUGGACAUCAGCAACACCGACUCCAUCCUCUUCAACCUGGACGAGCACCGACGCAAGUCCUGCAUCGACCGCUGCGACCUGCAGGAGCCCUCCUCCUCCUCCUCCAUCAGCCGACAGCAGCACAGAGCUCAGCACCACGGGAAAGACUCCUCCAACGGUCACUCCGUCACCAACCGAAGAGGCUCCAGCGCUCAGAACAAUAGCAUCCGGCCCAUUAUACCUGAGGUGCGUCUCAGCUGUAUGGAGACGUUUGAAGAUAAACCCGUUGGUCUGGACUCACCGCUGGCUGCCCCUGCACUCGACAAGGACGAUCCGGACCUCAUCGACCUGUCCUCAGACUGCACGUCCAUCCCUGAGAAGCACUCCAUUCUCUCACUCUCCGACAGCGACUCGCUGGUGUUCGAGCCGCUGCCUCCUCUGCGCAUCGUGGAGAGCAACGAGGACCUGUUUGAGGCCCUCAGACUCCCUGGUGGUGUCCUGAGCAAACCUGAGGAUCCGUCAGCGGCCUCCAUCAGCACCGCAGCACACUCUCCUCCGGUCGUGCAGGUCAGCAUAGAGGACUGCACCAAGAACGAUAUGCUUAAGCCUUCUGCAAUCUCUUCUCCGGCGUCUCUGGAGCUCCCAGACUCCACAGCUCCUCAAGAGGGCACCAUGACCCUCAAACAGAAACGGGAUCUCUUCAGAAAGACCUCACACAUGCCAAACGCAUCCCUGGACGAUUCCUGCACGCAGCCCGAGGGUAUCGGCGGAACAAGCCCCUCCAGCAGGUCUGUCGUGCUCCAGAUUCCUGUGGACGCGCUCGAGUCACUGGAUCCGUUAAACACGGAGGGAGCAGGAGACGAGGACAACGACGAGACAGAUGAGAGAGACAGCGACCCCAAACCUGACGACGAGAGCGACGAAGCUGAAUUCAAGAUCCAGAUUGUGCCACGCCAGCGCAAAGAGAGGAAGAUCGCCGUCAGCGCCAUCCAGAGGGAGUAUCUGGACAUCUCGUUCAACACUAUAGACAAAAUGAGAGAACCGGCCGCAGAGUCAGAUGCCAAGUCUCUGUCGAACCUGGAGAAGCCCAGAGAAUCGGCCUCAGCUCCGGCCCUGGAGGCCGCCGUCCCUGAGACCAGCCAUCGCUCCUCAGUGUCCACUCAGUAUCGUCAGGUGAAGCGAGGAUCUCUGGGUGCAGUGACUAUGAGUCAGUUAAUGAAGCGGCAGCUGGAGCAUCAGUCCAGCGCACCACAGAACAUCAACACCUGGGACACGGGUCCAGUGAAGACCAGUCUUCUGUCGGCCCCGAGCACCGCCAGCAUGUUCGUUCCCGCGCCGGAAGAUUUCAGCGACGAGCAGCCCACUACGAUGGCUGACAGGUGCCGGGACUGUGGGGCUGUGCUGGAGGAGUAUGAUGAGGAGACUCUGGCUCUGGCUGUGGUGGUUCUGUCCAUGUUCAUCCAUCUGAGCCCUGAUCUGGCCGCUCCGCUGCUGCUGGAGAUCAUGCAGUCUGUGGGCAGGUUGGCAUCUAACUCUAAUUUCACAGGUCAAGCUGAAAGCAUGCUGAUUCCUGGGAAUGUGGCGGGUGUAGCCAAGCAGUUCCUCCGCUGCGUUCUCCAUCAGCUCGCACCCAACGGCAUCCUACCACAACUGUUCCAGAGCAACAUUAAAGAUGGAAGCUUCCUGCGGACACUGGCCACGUCUCUGAUUGAUUUCAAUGAGCUGAGCUCGGUCGCAGCGCUCAGUCAGCUCCUGGAGGGUCUGAACAAUAAGAAGACUCUGCCAGCAGGAGGCACUAUUCUUCACUGUCUGGACAACAUCGCCACCUUCAUGGAGACGCUUCCCAUGGACUCACCCAGCAACCUGUGGACAACCAUCUGUAACCAGUUCCACACAUUUCUAACCAAACUACCUGCUGUUCUGCCUCUCAAGUGUCCGCUGGACUCAAGUCUGAGAAUAAUCAUUUGUUUGCUGAAGAUUCCUGUAACAAAUGCAACAAGAAGUCUGCUGGAGCCCUUCUCCAAACUCCUGAGCUUCGUUCUCCAGUACGGUGUGUUCAGUCUCUCGUAUCUGGUAGAGCUCUGCGGUUUAUGCUACAAAACCUUCAGCAAGGAGAGGGACAAGUUCUACAUGUCUCGUGUGGUUGUUCUGGAGUUGCUUCAGGCUCUGAAGUUCAAGUCAUCGAUUCCUGAUACGAACCUGCUGCUGCUGGUGCAGUUUGUGUGCACAGACAUCGGGACCAGGCUGGCCGAGUCCACCAUCCUCCAGAAGCACAUGAUCUCCGCUCUGCCCGGGUGUACCACAGCAGCGAUGGAGUGCUUGCGGCAGUAUCUGAGCGAGCUGCUGGACUUCAUCGCAGACAUGCACACGCUGACCAAACUAAAGAGCCACAUGAAGGCGUGCUGUCAGCCGCUGCACGAGGACACAUUCGGCGGGAAUCUGAAGGUCGGUCUGGCUCAGAUAGCGGCAAUGGAGAUCAGCAAAGGCAACCACAGAGACAACAAAGCGGUUAUUCGCUACCUGCCUUGGCUUUACCAUCCACCUUCUGCUAUGCAACAAGGACCCAAAGAGUUCAUCGAGUGCGUGUCACACAUUCGCCAGCUGUCUUGGCUGCUGCUGGGGUCUCUUACCCACAGUGCUUUGCAUCAGGGCUCCUCGUGCUGUAUGCCCAUUCCACUGGAUGCCGGGUCUCAUAUUGCAGACCAUCUGAUUGUCAUCCUGAUAGGAUUCCCAGAGCAGUCCAAGACGUCAGUGCUGCACAUGUGUUCGCUGUUCCACGCCUUCAUGUUCGCCCAGCUGUGGACCAUCUACUGCGAGCAGGCCGCGGCCAACCCGACCAAUCAGAACCAGAACGAGUUCUCCUCGUGCGCCAUCCUCACGGGCCUGGAGUUCUGGAGCCGCGUGACUCCCAGCAUCCUCCAGCUCAUGGCCCACAACAAAGUGAUGGUAGAGAUGGUCUGCUUGCAUGUCAUCAGUCUAAUGGAGGCUUUGCAGGAGUGUAACUCAACCAUCUUUGUAAAACUGAUUCCUAUGUGGCUGCCCAUGAUUCAGUCCAACUUAAAUCAUCUAUCCGCGGGUCUCCAGCUGCGUCUACAAGCCAUUCAGAACCGGGUGAACCACCAGUGUCUCCAGAAUCCUGGAUCCGGAACGUUUCCUCUCACUCUGCGCAAGUGGCUUCAGUGCACUCAGUUUAAAAUGGCCCAAGUGGAGAUCCAGUCGUCUGAGGCGGCGUCCCAGUUUUACCCCAUGUGAUCUUUGAAGCAGCAAGCUGUGUGUGAUGAUUAAUCAUGAGCUUCAGCAGCAGCAGAUGUAGUUGCUCAAGGUUCAGUGGUCUUCCUAGUGUGUGUUAUUAUCGAAUACAUUACAGAAAUCAUGUAUAGAGAAAAAUGUUAGCCUGUUUCAACCAGGAAAAAGUUUUUUUUGCAUUAUCAAUAGUAUGCUUAUUUCAAGCAAAAAUAAACAAUUUAAAAAAA